GACAAAACGAGGCCACACUCAAAUUGCCUCCAUCCUUCGCUGACUCUGUCUCGCAACCGCCAUCACCACCGUGUCACCGCCCCGAGCUCCUCUGUUAGCUCGGACUGUCAAUGCCUGCCCAGAAGCGUCCGCUCGAUACUACUCCUCCUCCUCUUUCUCCUCCUUCGGCGCCCGAGGAAGAGGAUGCCGAUCAUUCACUCCAAAGCAACCCGAAUCACAACAACGGAGAAGCCGAAAACGAAGAAGUUUCCAAUGGCAGUCCUUCCUCCAGUGACGAAGAGAAAGACGAAUUUGUCAUUGUGAAAUUGUCAGAAAUACGCAAGGAAGUUCAAUGUCCAAUAUGUUUAGGUAUUAUUAGGAAGACAAGAACAGUCAUGGAAUGCCUUCAUCGCUUUUGUAGAGAGUGCAUUGACAAAUCCAUGCGCCUUGGGAACAAUGAAUGUCCUGCUUGCCGCACACAUUGUGCUAGUCGUCGUUCUUUGAGAGAUGAUCCAAACUAUGAUGCCCUAAUUGCUGCUUUAUAUCCAGACAUUGAUAAAUUUGAGGAGGAGGAAUUUGCUUUUCACGAAGAGGAGAAGGCUCGCAAUAAGCAGAUCCAAGCUUCGAUUGCUCAGACUUUGCGACGACAAUCAGAAGCAUUAGGAAAGAAACGGAUGUCAGCCAGAUCAACAGCGCUGAAAUUUUUUAGGGGACAGGGCACUUAUAGAAACUUGAGGGGCCGAAGAAAUCCUCGGGUUGUUGAGCAUCAAGGAUCUGAUGAGGAGGUGGAUGGUAAUGGGCAUGAUGGUGGCAAAGACUCAUCUUCUGCUGAUGAACGCAGCACAGAAAUCAAACCAAAACGUCACAAAAGACGUGUCAGUGCUCGUGAUUCACAGAUUUCAGCAGGAGGCAAUACUGAUGCGGGUUAUGAUGAAAAUGAUUCAGAACUGAACAGAGAGUUAGUGGGUGCUUCAGCUGGCCUUGUUGGCAGUUCAGAGAUCCGUGCCUGGGGAAAAGGUGGCAUGCGCAGUCACACCCGUCGUGGCAGUCUCAAUGGGGCCAGUGGCAAGCUGGCCAGGAAUAGCCGACUUCGAAAGCUAAUUGAUCAUCUCCGAUGUUCAGAUGAAAAUUAUGAGGCGUUAAAUAUCAAUCUUAUGCUUGUUUCGUUGCAUGAGGAGAAAAUUCCGAGCCUGCAGCGUCCUUACCUUUACUGCAGCGCCACAUUGUCAGUUGGAAGCUUAAGCCAAUAUGUUGCUAGGCGGACAUCCAUGGAAGCUAGUGAAAUUGAGAUGUUUGUAAUAAAAGACUUCCAUCCUACAAACAACUAUUCAAGCUUCCAAAAAGAAUCCGAUU
Molecule: messenger RNA, 1332 nt
Organism: Olea europaea var. sylvestris
Lineage: Eukaryota; Viridiplantae; Streptophyta; Magnoliopsida; Lamiales; Oleaceae
Product: putative E3 ubiquitin-protein ligase RING1a
Exons: 9
Source: RefSeq, a predicted model, not a curated record